CACACAUUAAAAUAAAUAAAAAAAAAUGUCUAAAUUCACAAAAGGAACAUAAGGAGUAAAUAAAUUAGUAAAAUCAAAUUAAGGAGCUGCAAUAAAAAAGUAAGAGUCAGAUUCAGAUGAAUUGAGUGAUGUUCCUGCUCCUCCAAAAAAACAAUAAUAAAAAGUUCAAGUAGUAACAAAGGUGGUAGGAAAGGCACCAUAAGUAGAUUCAGAUGAAUAAGAUGAGCCAGUUAAAUUGGUAUAGACAGUAAAAAAAGGUAGUUUCGAUGCAACAAAGCCAAACACCACAAAUUAAAAUGUAGGUAAGUAAGUAUAAAAGAAGGGUGUAUAAGAAGAUGAUGAUUCUGAUGAUGGAGCACCAGCUCCAAAGAAAGUAGGAGUGGUUUAAAAAAAGCCUGUUAAAUAAUAGGAUUCAGAUGAUGAUUCAGAUGAUGUACCAACCCCACCAAAGAAAGUGACAGCUCCAGUAAAAACAGUAAGUAAACCAGGUGUUUAAACAAAAGUUCCAGUUAAACAAUAAGUAUAAUAAGAAGAUUCAGAUGAGGAAUCAGAUGAUGUCCCUCCUCCACCAAAAAAAGGUGCAGUUGUUGCUACAAAACAAGUUACAACUAAACCUGUUGUAUAAACUAAGGUUCCAGUUAAACCAUAAGUUUAAUAAGAAGAUUCAGAUGAAGAAUCUGAUGAUGUACCACCUCCUCCUAAAAAAGGAGCAACUGUUGUAGCUACAAAACCAUUAGCUAAACCAGUUGUUUAAACAAAGGUUUCAGUUAAACCAUAAGUAUAAUAAGAGGAUUCAGAUGAAGAUUCAGAUGAUGUACCUCCUCCUCCUAAAAAAGGAGCAGUUGUUGCUACAAAACCAUUAACUAAACCAGCUGUUUAAACUAAGGCUCCAGUUAAAUAAUAAGAUGAUUCUGAUGAGGAUUCAGAUGAUGUACCACCUCCUCCUCCUAAAAAAUAAGUAUAAUAAACUAAGGCUCCAUAAAAGACUUAAUAGAUUGAAUAAGAAGAUGAAGAUGAAGAUGAAGAUGAUGUUCCUUAACCACCAAAAGGAAGAUAAUAAUAAUAAUAAUAAUAAUAAUAAUAAUAAAAAUAAGGUUAAUAAGCUUAAUAAGGAUAAUAAGAUCAUGAAGUAUUUGUUAAAGGAUUAUCAUUUGAUGCUUCAGAAUAAGAUAUAAAAGAAUUCUUUAGUGAAUGCGGAACAAUAAAUAGUGUAAAUUUAUUAAAAGGACCAAAUGGAUAUUCAAAAGGAAUUGCAUUUGUUAGAUUUUCAACAGAAGAUGCUUAAAGUGCUGCAGUAGAAUAUAGUGGUUCAGAACAUAUGGGUAGAACAAUAGUAGUUGAAAAGACAAAACCAAGAGAUUAAAGACCAUAAUAAGGUGGUUAAUAAGGUGGUUCAGGUGAGAGUACAACUUGUUUUAUUGGAAAUUUAAGUUUUUAUGCUACAGAAGAUUCUUUAUAUCCAGUAUUUGAAGAUUGUGGAAAGAUUAAAGAAGUUAGAAUAGCAAAAGAUGCAGAAGGAAAGGUAUAAUAAUAAUAUUAAUAGAAUAGUCAAGAGGAUUUGGAUAUGUUGAAUUCUUUGAUAAUGAAUCAGCAUAAAAAGGAUUAUCUAAAACAGGAACAGAUGUAGAAGGUCGAGCUAUAAGAGUAGAUCUUGCAAAUUCAUCAUAAAGAAGUGGUGGUGGUAAUAGAGGUGAUAGAGGUGGAUUUGGAAAUAGAGGUGGAUUUGGUGAUAGAGGUGGUUUUGGAGGCAGAGGCCGUGGUGGUGAUAGAGGUGGUUUUGGUGGUAGAGGAUUCUCUAGAGGAGGAAGUAGAGGAAGAGGUGGUAAUCUAGAUGCUAAUGAUAUUGCUGCUAAAAAAGGAACUAUUGCUGGAUUUGCUGGUAAAAAAAUGGCUCUAUGAUUUAUAUUAUUAUUAUCAAUC
Paramecium sonneborni is the source of this 1920-nucleotide messenger RNA. NCBI's taxonomy places the organism in Eukaryota, Ciliophora, Oligohymenophorea, Peniculida, Parameciidae. The record is from the annotation of a GenBank genome assembly.